This is a messenger RNA of Eurytemora carolleeae, 893 nucleotides long. RefSeq lists its product as uncharacterized. The transcript has 5 exons. NCBI's taxonomy places the organism in Eukaryota, Metazoa, Arthropoda, Copepoda, Calanoida, Temoridae. The record is from RefSeq and is a predicted model, not a curated record. Gene Ontology annotation, cellular component: membrane. Bases 43 to 375 code for a protein of 110 amino acids.
GUCACAAAUUCGACGGAAAUAGAAUACGAAGUUCAUAUCAGAAUGUCAGAUCUAAGGAAUAAUCCGGCUUACAUCAAGUACUACACAUUCUGGACCAGGGUUUUACUGACGGGUGCUUUACCAAUCUGCACUCUAAUAUACCUCAACAUCAGAAUUUACAGGGGAAUCUUACAAUCCAGAGAACGACUGGUUAACAGGAAUCCUCCCAGGGAAACAGAGCUUACUCAUAAUAGGAAAGCACGUGUACGGUAUGAGCUAAACCUAGCUCUGGUUCUGAUCUUGCUAGUCUGUAUAAUGGUGAUCUGUAACCUUCCCCGACUACUCCUAAACUUCUUGGAAUACUUCCAGUUAGACAAUAUACUCAGGUACGUCUGAACUUCUUGGAAUACUUCCAGCUUAACAAUAUACUCAGGUAUUUUUCAACUUCUUGGAAUACUUCAAGCUUAACAAUAUACUUAGGUAUUUUUCAACUUCUUGGAAUACUUCCAGCUUAACAAUAUACUCAGGUACUUUUCAACUUCUUGGAAUAUUUCCAGAUUAACAAUAUACUCAGGUAUUUUUCAACUUCUUGGAAUACUUCCAGCUUAACAAUAUACUCAGGUACUUUUCAACCUCUUGGAAUACUUCCAGCUUAACAAUAUACUCAGGUACUUUUCAACUUCUUGGAAUACUUCCAGCUUAACAAUAUACUCAGGUACUUUUUAACUUCUUGGAAUACUUCCAGCUUAACAAUAUACUCAGGUACUUUUCAACUUCUUGGAAUACUUCCAGCUUAUCAAUAUACUCAGGUACUUUUCAACUUCUUGGAAUACUUCCAGCUUAUCAAUAUACUCAGGUACUUUUCAACUUCUUGGAAUAUUUCCAGAUUAACAAUAUACUCAGGUAUUUUUCAA